AAAUAAUAUUACCCAGAAUGCAUUGUAAUAUACAGAAGUAAUAUACUGUAAAAACAAUGUAUUCUGGGUAAUAUUUGUCAUUUUCGAGAGAGUAGCCUAUAGGUUACUUUCUCGAAAACGUUUAAUAAUAUUACCCAGAAUGCAUUGUGCAUUGUGUCUUUUCCUCUUUGCAAUUUGAUUAAAAACUCAUGCUGACACAGGAGACAGGAGAGCGGGGACGGCACCUUGAAAGCAGUCCUCCAAACCGCUGCUUUGCUUCAGUGUCACCCGUCAUUCUGUACAAGUGACCCAUGAGUAAGUGACUCAGUCAAAUCCAGUUUGCUUCCCCCAUGCUGCACUGACUUUCUUCAUUCAUUCCCAUUCGUCCUGAAACCCUUAAAAACAGAAACAGCAUCACCUAGACUCAGUGAUUUCUUUGGAUAGGAUAGGUUGGUUGGCUAUGGAACACCAAAACGCUCAAGACCCAGCAGUUUGCUGAGCGUUCUGGAAACAAUGGCCAGUCCAGUCCGAAUCCAGACAGACAGCACUGUUCUUCAGCCACCACGCUCCACAGGCUUCACCGAGAGCUCGCUGGCCCUUCUCAAGCGAGAAGAUGGCAUAGUGCAGACUUCAGAGAUGGUUGAACACAAACCCCGUCUUGACGGCUCGGACCGAGGCCAUCCGGGACUCUAUCUGUCCUGCUUCGAUAUGCUGUUCACCGAGGACGCCGCCUGGCUGGUCAGGGUGUCAGAUUCGUCCACGUCUGCGGGUGGCGGGUCCAGACUGGAGCCGUGUCAGGAACCGGAGCAGUGCCCUGUGAUCGACAGCCCCGGGCUGGGAGCCUCACCGCUGUCUCCCACCCUGGAAGAACAGGUGGAGGAGAGAUCUUUAGAACAGGUGCAGAGUCUGGUAGUGGGAGAAGUUCUGAAGGACAUUGAAACAGCUUGUAAACUUCUCAACAUCACACCAGACCCGAUGGAGUGGAAUUGUGGGAACGUUCAGAAGUGGCUAUUAUGGACGGAGCAUCUCUACAGGCUUCCGCAGGUGGGAAAGGCCUUCCAAGAUCUGGAUGGGAAAGAUUUAUGUUCCAUGAGUGAGGAAGACUUCCGACAGCGUUCGCCACAGUGCAGUGAAACGUUACACGCACAUCUGGAUAUAUGGAAAUCAGCUGCCUGGAUGAAGGAAAGAUGUACAGGUGGAGAGACCAGGAUGAGAGAAGGUGAAGAGCUGUGGUCAGAAGCAGAUUCGUCUUGUUCUGGUCAGCCGAUCCACCUGUGGCAGUUCCUCAGAGAACUUCUCCUCAAACCUCACAAUUACGGACGAUGCAUCCGCUGGCUGAAUAAAGACAAAGGGAUCUUCAAAAUCGAAGAUUCUGCUCACGUGGCACGUCUCUGGGGUUUGAGGAAGAACCGUCCGGCUAUGAACUAUGAUAAACUCAGCCGCUCUAUUCGGCAGUACUAUAAAAAGGGCAUCAUCCGGAAGCCAGAUGUCUCUCAAAGACUCGUCUAUCAGUUUGUCCAUCCAGUAUAAGAGAGAUAGUGAACUCAGAACUUUAUGAACUGACAAACCCUCCUACACAUUUCUUGCUUUAUUUUGGAGACUAUUUCUGGGUUUCGCACACCAGCGAAACCAAGAAAAAUGUAAGGAAGUUAAAUCUUUUUCUAAGUAUAAAAUAGAAUUGUGCUUGGAAACGUCCAAUAUAAACUUGCACUCUUUUAAAAACA
Molecule: messenger RNA, 1703 nt
Organism: Ctenopharyngodon idella (grass carp)
Lineage: Eukaryota; Metazoa; Chordata; Actinopteri; Cypriniformes; Xenocyprididae
Product: SAM pointed domain-containing Ets transcription factor
Exons: 6
Coding region: 493-1509 (338 amino acids)
Biological process (GO): cell differentiation; regulation of transcription by RNA polymerase II
Cellular component (GO): nucleus
Molecular function (GO): sequence-specific DNA binding; DNA-binding transcription factor activity, RNA polymerase II-specific
Source: RefSeq, a predicted model, not a curated record